GAGAGGAACGGGGUCUUUCUCCGUCUUCUGGGCAGCUGAUCAACAUGGCGGCUCACAGCCGCGGCAGCGCCAGGCUCUCCUGGACCCUGCUGGGACACUGCAGAACCUCGGUACUGGUUCCGACCCGGGCCGGGCCGGGACAGCACAGGUGUGCGUCCUCCGUGCCCGCUCUCCCUGCACCGGGCACCUGGAGCACCCGGCUGUCGCGGAUGUCCCACCGGGAUCUGUACCGGCUGUCGAUCACGGAUCCGGAUCAGUUCUGGGGAUCCGCCGCCGCCGACAGACUGCGCUGGUCCGAACCGUUCCACCGGGUCCGGGACUGCGACCUCAGCACCGGGAGGAUCGCCUGGUUCCUGGGCGGCAAGAUCAACGUGUCCGUGAACUGCCUGGACGUCCACGUGGAGACGCAUCCAGACCGAGUGGCUCUGAUCUGGGAGCGGGACGAGCCUGGCACCGAGGUGAAGGUGACCUACAGAGAGCUGCUGGAGACAACCUGCCGUCUCGCCAACACCCUCAAGAGCCACGGCAUCCAAAAGGGGGACAGGGUUGCCGUCUACAUGCCGGUGUCCCCGCUGGCGGUGGCGUCCAUGUUGGCGUGCGCCCGCAUCGGGGCGGUCCACACCGUGGUGUUCGCUGGCUUCAGCUCCGAGGCCCUAGCGGGGAGGAUCCAGGACGCCCAGUGUAAAGCGGUGGUCACCUUUAACCAAGGUGUGAGGGGAGGACGGCUCAUUGACCUGAAGGCUACGGUGGACUCAGCGGUGAAAAACUGUCCAACCGUCCAACACGUGUUUGUAGCUCAGAGGACAGAAAAACCUGCUGUGAUGGGACGGCUGGACGUCCCCCUGGAGGAGGCGAUGUCCUCUCAGUCUCCCGUCUGUCCUGCGGAGCCUUUGGACAGUGAAGAUCUUUUGUUUCUUCUCUACACGUCAGGAAGUACAGGGAAACCUAAAGGCAUCAUCCACACACAGGCGGGUUACCUGUUGUACACCUCACUCACUCACCAGUACGUGUUUGACCAUCAGGACGGCGACGUGUUCGGCUGUGUGGCGGACGUGGGCUGGAUAACGGGGCACAGUUACGUGGUCUACGGCCCGCUGUGCAAUGGAGCCACCACUGUCCUGUUUGAGAGCACACCUGUUUACCCCGACGCAGGUCGGUACUGGGAGACCGUCCAGCGCCUGAAGAUCUCUCAGUUCUAUGGAGCUCCGACGGCUCUUCGUCUCCUGCUGAAGUACGAUGAGAGCUUUGUGAAGAAGUACGACCGCUCGUCUCUGAGGACGCUGGGAUCAGUGGGGGAGCCAAUUAACCACGAGGCCUGGCACUGGUUCCACAGUGUGGUUGGAGAGGGACGGUGUCCUGUAGUGGACACCUGGUGGCAGACAGAGACCGGGGGGGUCUGCAUCGCCCCGAGGCCUGCAGAGGAAGGAGCCGCCAUUGUUCCAGCUAUGGCCAUGAGGCCCUUCUUUGGGAUCCAGCCGAGUCUCCUGGGAGAGAAGGGGGAGCUUCUGUUGGGUAACGGAGUGGGCGGGGCCCUGUGCAUCAGCCAGUCGUGGCCCGGCAUGGCCCGCGGUAUCCAUGGCGACCAGCAGCGGUUCCUGGAGGCCUACUUCAAGCCGUUUCCAGGUUAUUAUUUCACCGGUGACGGGGCGCUGCGUUCGGAAGACGGUUACUACCAGAUAACCGGGCGGAUGGAUGACGUCAUCAACGUCAGCGGCCACCGGCUCGGCACGGCGGAGAUCGAGGACGCGCUGGAUGAGCAUCCAGCUGUUCCAGAAGCAGCUGUGAUUGGUUUUCCUCAUGAGAUGAAAGGAGAGGUACCGUUUGCCUUCGUGGUUUUGAAGGAGGACUUUGGAGUUGACCCCCCCCUCGUCCUCCAGCAGCUCAGAGAUCUCGUCUCCACAAAGAUCGCCAGAUACGCCGUUCCGGAGCACUUCCUGGUGGUGAAGCGGCUACCGAAGACUCGCUCCGGGAAGAUCAUGAGGCGGAUCCUCAGGAAGGUUGCCAUGGAGACCACAGGUGACCUCGGCGAUGUGUCGACCCUGGACGACCCGUCCGUUGUCAUGGAGAUCAUCGAGGCUCACAAGCAGUAUAGGAAGCAUAGGGGGGGGGAUAAGAAGAAGUACUUCCUGUCGCCGCCUGUUUAAAUGACACAGGGAGGGGGGGGGGGGGCAUUAGACGGGACCAAGCAGGUCCUCAGGUACGGGCGACAUCAUCGUUCUGCACAGCAGCAGUGGCCCAAUCUUUGUGUCUUCUGAUUCUAAGAUAUACGUCGACUUAAAGGAACAGGAGGCAGUUAGCUUAGCUUAGCUUAGCUUAGCAUAGGCGCUGGAUUUUACUAAAUUUGUGACCUUGACCUCUCACAUGACCUUUGUGUGUUCAACAUUUAAUACUAAUACGAACUUGUUUUUAUUUCAAAUGUCAAAUCCACUGUAAACCUUUUUAUAUGAAAGAAAUUCUAUGGGUUUUUUUUUUUAGACUAAAAGCUUUUUUUAUAAAUGAAAAUCUGAAUUUUAACAUUAAAAUAUGAGUCUUAGAAAUAAAAUACUAUGUUUCUGCUCUUUUUGAAAUAGAUGAUACAGAUGUAUUUAAUGAUAAAACUUUAAGAGCUUGCACUUAAAAUAUAUGAACCAGUUCUUUAAUCAGUUCUUUUUUUCUUUAGAUGUUU
This is a messenger RNA of Pungitius pungitius (ninespine stickleback), 2665 nucleotides long. It is a transcript of the gene acss1, whose product is annotated as acyl-CoA synthetase short chain family member 1. The coding region runs from base 45 to 2144 and encodes 699 amino acids. Gene Ontology annotation, cellular component: mitochondrion. Gene Ontology annotation, molecular function: AMP binding; acetyl-CoA synthetase activity. The transcript has 14 exons. Lineage: Eukaryota; Metazoa; Chordata; Actinopteri; Perciformes; Gasterosteidae. The record is from RefSeq and is a predicted model, not a curated record.